Molecule: messenger RNA, 1629 nt
Organism: Pestalotiopsis fici W106-1
Lineage: Eukaryota; Fungi; Ascomycota; Sordariomycetes; Amphisphaeriales; Sporocadaceae
Exons: 3
Coding region: 1-1629 (542 amino acids)
Molecular function (GO): iron ion binding; monooxygenase activity; heme binding
Source: RefSeq, a predicted model, not a curated record
AUGGCUCAGCUUGGGGCGACCACUGUGGUCGCAACAGCGGUUACUUUGCUCGCUCUGUUUGUAUCCAGAUUCCUCACGAACCGAAGACAUGUGAGGAAGCUGCAGGAAGCCAAAGCACCAAUGCCGGCGUACCAUCCAGUCUUUGGUCACUUGGUCGCGGUAAAGAAAGCCAUGCAGAAUCUGCCACGAAAUGUCACCACGCACGUCAUGGUGCGGGUGAUAGCAAAGCAGUUUCCCAAGGGCAUCUUCUAUCUCAAUCUAUGGCCUUUUAACAAGACUCUCAUGGUUGUCGCCAAUCCAUACACCGCAGCCCAGAUUGAGGCUGCCUUUCUCGACAAGCCGCAAGUCAUAACUGACACAUUGGAGGUUAUUAUGGGCGGGCCUUCACUGAUGACGAUGCAUGGAGGCACCUGGAAAAAAUGGCGUGCACUCUUCAACCCAGGAUUUGCCCCCAACUACAUUACGAGGCUUGCUCCAGCGAUUGCGGACGAAACCGCAGUCUUGUGCCAGUUGCUGCAUGAUGCUGCGAGGCAGGGGGAUAUGUUCCAGCUGGAAGAAUAUACAUUACGCCUAACAUUUGACAUAAUCAGCCAGGUAACUCUCGGUUCUCGCCUGCACUACCAGACUCAAGGAAGUGUUCUAGCGGAUGGCGUGCGGCGACAGGUUUAUUGGACGCCGUUUGCAACGUCAUUCAAUCCAUUUCGCCGCUUUCUCAGUCCUCGCCCCUUGAUACAAAAAUAUACCAGUUUCUGCAUAGAUCGCUACCUCAGCGGUGAGAUCGACAAGAGGUUUGAUGAGCUAGUACAGUCUCGUCGAGACCCUGCAAAGCAUAUACAAGCUAGAUCUGUGCUUUCCUUAGUCAUGGAUGAGUAUCUGAAGGACGUGAGUGAUACAAAAGAGCUUUCAAGAGAAGCCUUUAAACAACUCGUAAUACCACAACUUCGUUUGUUCCUUUACGCUGGACAUGAUACGACUAGCAGUACCCUGUUGUACUGCUACUAUCUCCUCUUCCAGCAUCCGGAUAUCCUGGAAAAGGUCCGAAGUGAGCACGAUACCGUCUUUGGAUCCGACUUUUCCAUAGAGCAUAUUCAACAGGAAGUGACCAGAGAUGCAACUCAGUUUAACAAAAUCCCAUACACCCAAGCAGUCAUCAAAGAAGUGCUUCGCCUUUUCCCGCCCGGCGCAAGCAUUCGCGACGGUCGCUCUGACCUGAUAUUGACAGAUGAGGAUGGUAAACAAUACCCCACUGAAGAUUGUUACAUAUGGACUCUCAAUCUAGUCAUGCACCACAGCCCCGAGGUCUUUGCAAAGCCUGAUGAGUUUAUACCAGAUCGAUGGCUAGUAGAGCCUCACGAUCCUCUUUACCCCAAAAAGGGAUCUUGGAGAGCAUUUGAAUGGGGCCCACGUGCCUGCAUCGGACAGACACUUGCACAGUUGGAACUCAAGGUGGUGCUAGUCAUGACGCUCAGGAUGUUUGACAUCAAUGUUGCGUACGCUGAAUGGGACAAGAAGCAUGCAAAGAAGGGCAUCACCACCGUGGAAGGAAACCGAGUAUACCAGGCGGAGAUGGGAGGUGCUGGCUCUCAUCCCGUUGACGGGUUUCCAGUAAAGAUUACAUUGAGGGCAUAG